CCCUCCUCUUCCUUUUCACCGGCGACUCGUGGAAGUUGUAGGGAACUCCUGGUGGGAGUAUUACCACCAACCAUGACCGAGGAAGGUUCACAGUGAUGAACAUACCGGUGCACCUAUUUUCCCCACAACAACCCUAUGGGUUAGGUUGAGACUAGUUGUGGCCCAAGUUGCCUACCUAGCAACAGAGAAGUAAUCAGCUGCAAGAACUUAGAACUCAGAAAUACUUCUGACAUGAGUGAUGAUUUCUAACUUCAUAACUGCUGGAGGCAUAAUGGAUGUCAACACCGCCCUUCAAGAAGUGUUGAAAACUGCACUUAUCCAUGAUGGAUUAGCUCGUGGAAUUCGUGAAGCUGCCAAAGCCUUGGACAAACGUCAAGCCCAUCUUUGUGUUCUUGCAUCCAAUUGUGAUGAACCUAUGUAUGUCAAGCUGGUUGAAGCUCUUUGUGCUGAACAUCAGAUCAAUCUAAUAAAGGUUGAUGAUAACAAGAAGCUUGGUGAGUGGGUAGGUCUCUGCAAGAUCGACAGAGAAGGAAAACCUCGUAAAGUUGUGGGUUGCAGUUGUGUGGUUGUUAAAGACUAUGGCAAAGAAUCUCAGGCCAAAGAUGUCAUCGAAGAAUACUUCAAAUGCAAGAAAUGAACAAAUAAAAUACAUUUGAGUUGACAUUA
Messenger RNA from Crotalus tigris (Tiger rattlesnake), 666 nucleotides. RefSeq names its product ribosomal protein S12 (gene RPS12). The transcript is spliced from 7 exons. Gene Ontology annotation, molecular function: structural constituent of ribosome. Gene Ontology annotation, cellular component: cytosolic small ribosomal subunit; ribosome. NCBI's taxonomy places the organism in Eukaryota, Metazoa, Chordata, Lepidosauria, Squamata, Viperidae. The coding region runs from base 239 to 637 and encodes 132 amino acids. Gene Ontology annotation, biological process: translation. The record is from RefSeq and is a predicted model, not a curated record.